Molecule: messenger RNA, 225 nt
Organism: Alternaria triticimaculans
Lineage: Eukaryota; Fungi; Ascomycota; Dothideomycetes; Pleosporales; Pleosporaceae
Exons: 2
Coding region: 1-225 (74 amino acids)
Molecular function (GO): protein binding
Source: RefSeq, a predicted model, not a curated record
AUGCCGCCCAAGCGCAAAAACACAGACAACGCCGCCGCUAUGGACCGUCCAGAAAGGAAGACCAAGGCUCCCAAAAAAGGAGCAAAAGCAGCCCCCGAAGUAUACACUGCUCAGCAGAAAGCUGCAAUCCAGCAGUUCAUCAGCUUUACUCAACUUGACAAGUCCACCGCGGUCAGGGCACUCAAAAGCCAUGGCUGGGAUGCACAGAACGCCGUGAACGCGUAA